AAGAAGAAGAAGAAGAAGGACUUCCGCCGGAAGUGUGACUCUGGCCACAGAGAGUCAGACUGCAAAGACGCAACAAUGGCGGGUAGCAGAGUGGAGAGGGUCGGGACGGUCUUUUCACGGGUUCGAGAUCUGAUGCGGUCUGGAGUGAAAAAGCCAGAAGAGAAACCGAUCUGGUAUGAUGUGUACAAAGCUUUUCCACCAAAACGGGAACCACUUCAUGUGAGGUCCUGUACAAGAUUCAAGGUUCAAGGUCAAGAUGACAAGAAACCAGACCCCGUGCCUGAAAUUUUCUACGCAGAAGAUGAAGUUAGAGCGAAGUUCUAUGACCAGUACGGGAUGGGUUCUCAGCCGUUCAACCUUUUCAAAUCAGACUUCGUCUCUACCAGUCAGAGGUUUGUCAAGAAGUAUGAAGAGUUAAAGAGCCACUCUGAGAUGGACAAGUCUCUUCUAUUUGAGCAGACUGCAAAGGCUUUACUAGCAGAAGGCAUCAUACUGAGGAGAAGAGGUGCUCCAGUGCUAGCUCUGGCCAGAAGCACUCAGACAUCCAAAUAUUCAGGCAGAGAUCCAGUGUUGGGGUGGAAGCUGACUGACAUGUUUGCUGAGCAGGAUGUAAGUGAUGCUGAAGGCAAGCAAGACAUGUUUGCUGAGCAGUAUGGAAGUGAUGCUGAAGGCAAGCAAGACAAGUUAGCUGAGCAGUAUGUAAGUGAUGCUGAAGGCAAGCAAGACAAGUUAGCUGAGCAGUAUGUAAGUGAUGCUGAAGGCAAGCAAGACAAGUUAGCUGAGCAGUAUGUUAGUGAUGCUGAAGGCAAGCAAGACAAGUUAGCUGAGCAGUAUGUUAGUGAUGCUGAAGGCAAGCAAGACAUGUUUGCUGAGCAGUAUGUAAGUGAUGCUGAAGGCAAGCAAGACAUGUUUGCUGAGCAGUAUGGAAGUGAUGCUGAAGGCAAGCAAGACAAGUUAGCUGAGCAGUAUGUAAGUGAUGCUGAAGGCAAGCAAGACAAGUUAGCUGAGCAGUAUGUUAGUGAUGCUGAAGGCAAGCAAGACAAGUUAGCUGAGCAGUAUGUUAGUGAUGCUGAAGGCAAGCAAGACAUGUUAGCUGAGCAGUAUGUUAGUGAUGCUGAAGGCAAGCAAGAGCACACCACAAAGAGCUCUUAGAAAUAAAAGCCUGAUCAACAUUAAAUCAUGAUUGACAAGUAAUCUAUCAACUGAAAGUAUCCUUCAUUGAUUGUCUUCACUUCUUGAUAGUGUCAGCAGAAUGUGUUCAGUUAGAUGUUGUGUAGUUAAGAAAUAUUGCUGUGUGUCCAAGAGAUAUAUGAGGAAUGGAAACUCUCACUACAAUUACCAUCUGAGUAGUAAUAGUUGCAUUUGUAAUAGACUUCCAUCUGUUAAGAAAUGCAGAAGCAGAUGUAACUGAUAUGUUGGAAACAAAUGAAAUGUGACUGACACACAUUGAAAGAGGAGGCCUAGAGGGCGCUAACUUACCAAUGUUUGAAAAGUGUCCAAUGUAAGCAUCAUAUAUUCAGCCCUCUUACAAAUGAUACCAGGUAAUAACGUCAACUACAGAGUGUGAUGUUUGUAUACUGAAGAAAGUCAUUAUUUUGAGUGAUACGGUGGUGUAUUGACAGGAGUCCUAUGCUCACAAACCCUACCUGUGGAUUUGAUCCCCAUAACUGCUGAAAUAUUUCUAAAACAAUCUUGCCUUCUUUCAAACUUCCUCCAAACGAGCCGUUUGGAAUUGGAGACUUUAGUGACAUCACAGGAUAUGUACAGUAUAUGCCAGAAGAUUCCCCAAAGAGUCCGCCAUUUUUAUUCACUUGUAGCCAAUAAGUUCCUUAUUUUUCUCUGUCUUGCUGUGGGGCAGACUAACUCGUACGUGCACAUGAAUGCUGAAAUUGUAAGAAAAAGUGUCUAUUAGUUGUGACUUAUAUCUGUCAGUGGACUCAAUAUGGAAGCAGUACAAGAUGGCUGCUUGGGUGAAGAUGCUGUCGAAGGAGUCUUGCUUCAUUCAGCCCAAAAAUCAAAUGCAGCAUCCUAAGACACAGUCCAAAAAGGGACUUGAAGAUGGUCUGUAGAACAAAACCCUAACCCUAAGACACAGUCCAAAAAGGGACUUGAAGAUGGUCUGUAGAACAAAAUGUUGACCAUUACAUGUUCUGUAGACCACAAGAAAGGGUUUUAAAUGUAGGCCCAAAUCAUAAUAUGAAUGCUGUGGGUUUGACACAAUAAUUCCAAUCGAAGGCGCCUCAAGAUGAAGGGAUGAUGUUCUUCUAGAAGCCAGUGAAAGCAGACACAUGUGAAGAAACGGAAAAUAAAAGCAGAAUUUCACCAGCA
Molecule: messenger RNA, 2328 nt
Organism: Nerophis lumbriciformis (worm pipefish)
Lineage: Eukaryota; Metazoa; Chordata; Actinopteri; Syngnathiformes; Syngnathidae
Gene: mrps23
Product: mitochondrial ribosomal protein S23
Biological process (GO): translation
Cellular component (GO): mitochondrion; ribosome
Molecular function (GO): structural constituent of ribosome
Source: RefSeq, a predicted model, not a curated record